CACAAGAGUACUGCAAAGCGAGCAAAACCAAAUCAGCGGAAAGGAACAGCAGAAUCCUCUCUGACCCAGCUCCAUCUUACAAAUACAAUAGUGAUCAAAGCCAUCAACAAGAUCCACCACAGGUUCAAUAAUGCCCCCACAGCUGAAAGACGAGGUAAACGUCGUGCCCAAGGUUGUCCAGGGGGAUUUGGACAGCUUCCCUCCAGAAGCAAGGGAUUUCAUUGAAAGUAAUGCCAAGCUGUGUCAGCCUGAGAGCAUUCAUAUCUGUGAUGGCUCAGAAGAAGAAAACAAAAAAAUUCUGGACAUCAUGGUAGAACAAGGCAUGAUCAAGAAGCUGAGCAAGUAUGAGAACUGCUGGUUGGCUCUCACUGAUCCAAGAGACGUGGCAAGAGUCGAGAGCAAAACUGUCAUCAUCACUCAAGAACAGAGAGACACCACUCCCAUCCCUAAAACUGGAACCAGCCAGUUGGGGCGCUGGAUGUCUGAAGAAGACUUUGAGAAAGCCUUCAAUACCAGGUUCCCAGGCUGCAUGCAAGGGCGCACAAUGUAUGUCAUCCCCUUCAGCAUGGGGCCUCUUGGGUCUCCUUUGUCCAAGAUUGGGAUUCAGCUGACAGAUUCCCCGUAUGUAGUAGCCAGCAUGAGGAUCAUGACACGGAUGGGAACAGCUGCUUUGAAAGCCCUGAACAAUGGGGAGUUUGUAAAAUGCCUUCACUCAAUUGGAUGUCCUCUACCCCUAAAAGAACCAUUAAUCAACAACUGGCCAUGCAACCCAGAGUUAACGCUGAUUGCCCAUCUCCCGGAUCGCAGAGAGAUCAUUUCAUUUGGCAGCGGCUACGGAGGAAACUCCUUACUGGGGAAAAAAUGCUUUGCACUCAGAAUUGCCAGCAGACUUGCCAAAGAGGAGGGCUGGCUAGCUGAGCACAUGCUGAUCGUGGGCAUUACCAAUCCAGAAGGCAAAAAGAAGUAUUUUGCUGCAGCAUUCCCUAGUGCCUGUGGUAAAACUAACUUGGCCAUGAUGAACCCAAGCCUGCCAGGAUGGAAGAUUGAGUGUGUGGGUGAUGAUAUUGCCUGGAUGAAAUUUGAUGAACAAGGCAAUUUAAGAGCAAUCAAUCCAGAAAAUGGCUUUUUUGGCGUUGCCCCUGGAACCUCAGUCAAAACGAACCCCAAUGCUAUCAAAACCAUAUUCAAGAACACCAUCUUUACCAAUGUAGCAGAAACCAGUGAUGGAGGUGUCUACUGGGAAGGCAUUGAUGAGCCACUACCACCAGGAAUAACACUGACAUCUUGGAAAAACAAGGCCUGGACUCCAGACAGUGGGGAACCUUGUGCUCAUCCCAACUCACGAUUCUGCACUCCAGCCAGCCAAUGCCCCAUCUUGGACCCUGCAUGGGAAUCGCCCGAGGGUGUGCCCAUUGAAGGGAUAAUCUUUGGCGGCCGCAGACCUACUGGUGUGCCUCUUGUAUAUGAGGCCUUUAACUGGCAGCAUGGAGUAUUUAUAGGAGCAGCUAUGAGAUCUGAAGCAACAGCAGCUGCUGAGCACAAAGGGAAAAUCAUUAUGCACGAUCCAUUCGCCAUGAGACCUUUCUUUGGCUACAAUUUUGGUCAAUACCUGACCCACUGGCUCAGCAUGGCACAGCGGCCAGCUGCUAAACUCCCCAGGAUCUUUCACGUUAACUGGUUCCGGAAAGACAGCCAAGGGAAAUUCCUGUGGCCUGGCUUUGGAGAGAAUUCUCGUGUGCUGGAGUGGAUGUUCAACAGAAUUGAAGGGAGAGCCUCUGCCAAGCCAACCGCCAUCGGUUACAUCCCCGCUGACAGCGCUUUGAACCUGAAGGGUUUAGAAGAUGUCAACUUGACCGAACUGUUUGAUAUCUCCAAAGAUUUCUGGGAAAAGGAGGUAGAAGAAAUCAAACAGUAUUUUGAAGUACAAGUUAAUGCUGACCUUCCCUAUGAAAUAGAAAAGGAAAUGCUUGCCUUAGAGAUGAGGAUAAAACAGCUGUAGCUGAUCAAAACCACGGUUUAGUCGAUCCACAGGCUCUAAGACAGGACAAACUCGUUUGACCAAAUCACCACUGGAAGCAUAACAGCACACUGAUGGGCAGGGUGUUACAAUGCAAGUAGGUCUUAGUUUAGCUGGAAAAGCGAUAGGGGCAUUCUAGAAGUAACUCCAGACCUAAUGAUUUAAAAGCACCUCAGCUGUUGGAACGUAUGUGCACAUGGUCUUCAAACCCCUGAUUUGUCACUUUCAUGCACAUAUAGCCACGAUGCCUGUAAAUUAUUUGCCUACUUCUGCACGUGCCAUCCAAACCAAUCUAGCUUUCAAGGUGUAGCCUGUUUCUGCUAGCAUGCAAACUUCCAGAGUCUACAGGAAAGAAGAAAGGAAAUCAGAUGCUGUAUAUAUGUAUGAGAUAAACAUACUCCAUGGCUUGAAUACUUUUGAGGAAAAAAAAAACAAACCCAGGUUCUAACUUUUAUCACAGUGAAAGAUGACUUUGUAUGCUAAUGCCUAUUUAAGAUAUUGCUGUUAUAUAUGAGUCAUGUUCCUGUGAUUUCCAGAUGUUUUGAAUGGCUUGUUCUUUAAACUAUUGAAAUAAAUGUUUAUACAAAAUA
Pogoniulus pusillus (Red-fronted tinkerbird) is the source of this 2607-nucleotide messenger RNA. RefSeq names its product phosphoenolpyruvate carboxykinase 1 (gene PCK1). Gene Ontology annotation, biological process: gluconeogenesis; hepatocyte differentiation; response to starvation. The record is from RefSeq and is a predicted model, not a curated record. Gene Ontology annotation, cellular component: cytosol. Lineage: Eukaryota; Metazoa; Chordata; Aves; Piciformes; Lybiidae. Gene Ontology annotation, molecular function: manganese ion binding; GTP binding; phosphoenolpyruvate carboxykinase (GTP) activity. Bases 131 to 1999 code for a protein of 622 amino acids. The transcript is spliced from 10 exons.